Juglans microcarpa x Juglans regia is the source of this 619-nucleotide messenger RNA. Its product is annotated as protein LOL2. NCBI's taxonomy places the organism in Eukaryota, Viridiplantae, Streptophyta, Magnoliopsida, Fagales, Juglandaceae. The record is from RefSeq and is a predicted model, not a curated record.
AGAGAGAGAGAGGGGAUGGAGAGCAAAGAAGUGGAAUCAGAAGAAGGAGGGCCACCACCAGGUUGGCAGUCCAUCCCUCUCCCUUCUUCCCAGUCACCGCUACAACCACCACUUUCCGAAAUGGCUCAGAUGGUUUGUGGUUCUUGCCGUCAUCUGCUGAAGUAUCCUCGAGGAGCCAAGCAUGUCAAAUGCUCGUGCUGUGACACAGUCAACUUGGUACUUGAAGCUCAUGAGGUUGGGCAAGUGAAAUGUGGCAGCUGUGAAGUUUUGCUGAUGUACCCAUAUGGAGCAUCAUCAGUCAUGUGUUCCUCUUGCACUUUUGUGACAGAAAUUACAGAGCACAACAGGCGACUUCCGUGGUCUGUACAGCAGGGGCAACCGCCCUCUCCACCAAAGCCUGUUCAGUGAACUACUUAUUAUCGCUGUUUGGCACAUUCGCUGGUCACUAAGUUCCCCGUUUUUGGUUUAUUUCCAUUCUUUCUAAAAGGAGUUUCUAUAAUUAUCCUUCAAAAUAUUGAUGUAUAGAAUCACUCAAUUAGUGAAACUUGUUUUACGGGAGUGCUACUAAAUUACUAAUUAUAAGACGAAUCACUCACUCAGCAGUCGGCAUUCUUGUCAA